This is a messenger RNA of Monodelphis domestica (gray short-tailed opossum), 2659 nucleotides long. RefSeq names its product platelet glycoprotein VI-like. Gene Ontology annotation, cellular component: plasma membrane. Gene Ontology annotation, biological process: immune response-regulating signaling pathway. NCBI's taxonomy places the organism in Eukaryota, Metazoa, Chordata, Mammalia, Didelphimorphia, Didelphidae. The record is from RefSeq and is a predicted model, not a curated record.
GCCAGGGCUCUGGGGAACUUGCUGACCACAUCCUGGGCUGCUGAAUAUUAUCUCCUAAGAGGAUCACGUGUCCACCCUGUCCCCAGCCUUUGGGACCACCAUGGCCCCCACACUGUGUGCCCUGCUGUGUUUCAUGGGGCUGUGUUGGUGCCGGCUGACCUGGGCACAAGAGGGUGAGUCCUUCCCCCCAAUGCCUGCUGCUGCUCCUGCCUGUUCAGCACUGAGAGCUGUCCCGGGGGCAGCGGGAGGGAAUGGAAGAAGCGGGUCUGGGCAGAUGGGCAGCUUCUGGGCCGGAGAUGUGGGGAGGCCGGGGAUGGGGGGACCCUCUAGGGCGCUGGGCUGCCGGUCUCUUCCAGACGCAUCUCGCAGACCCUCCCUCACGGCUGAGCCGGGCUUGGUGAUCCCCCGGGGGCAGCCUGUGUCCUUCCGCUGCCAGGGGCCUCCCGGGACGAAGCUGUACCGGCUGAAGGAGGAACUGAGGCAGCAGUUUAUGGAUCUGCCUGCAGCGGAGGGGAGGGGCCUUUUCUCCGUGGAAACCGCCCCAAACACUGCCGGGAAUUACUCGUGUCAGUACAAAAUCCAGACAGUCUGGUCAGAGCCCAGCAACACCCUGCAGCUGGUGGUGACAGGCCUCUAUGAGCCACCGUCCCUGUCAGCCCUGCCGGGCCCCAACGUGACGGCGGGCCAGAACGUGACCCUCCGCUGCCAGGCAGAGUUGUGGUUCAGCAGCGCAGCUCUGGCCAAGGACGGAGAAACGGUCGGCUUCGGCUCGGCCCUGCACACUGGCCCGGGCUCUCGGACCGACUUCCUCCUCGCUGCGGUGAGCGAUGCCCAACAGGGCACGUACCGCUGCUACAGCUUUCACGGAGCAGCCAGCGCGGAGUGGUCCUCCCCCAGCGCCCCCGUGGAGCUCCGGCUCACAGAGACCUUCUCUGAAUCUAAGGAAAGGACCUUAGAUGCUGCUGCCCUGGAUUACACUGUGGGCAAUCUGGUCCGCCUCAUCUUGGCUGGGCUGGUCCUCGUCCUCCUGGGAAUCCUGCUGAUUGAGCACUGGCAGAGCUCCAGGAGGCACAAGCAGCAGUUCAGAGAACCAUGUCUGAGUAGUCUGAGUAGACCAGCUCCAGAGGUUGCGGUAAAGGAAGAUCACGUGUCCACCCUGUCCCCAGCCUUUGGGACCACCAUGGCCCCCACACUGUGUGCCCUGCUGUGUUUCAUGGGGCUGUGUUGGUGCCGGCUGACCUGGGCACAAGAGGGUGAGUCCUUCCCCCCAAUGCCUGCUGCUGCUCCUGCCUGUUCAGCACUGAGAGCUGUCCCGGGGGCAGCGGGAGGGAAUGGAAGAAGCGGGUCUGGGCAGAUGGGCAGCUUCUGGGCCGGAGAUGUGGGGAGGCCGGGGAUGGGGGGACCCUCUAGGGCGCUGGGCUGCCGGUCUCUUCCAGACGCAUCUCGCAGACCCUCCCUCACGGCUGAGCCGGGCUUGGUGAUCCCCCGGGGGCAGCCUGUGUCCUUCCGCUGCCAGGGGCCUCCCGGGCCGGAGCUGUACCGGCUGAAGAAGGAAGGGGCCGAGCAGUUUAUGGAUCUGCCUGAAGCGGAGGGGGGGGGCCUUUUCUCCCUGGAAACCGCCCCAAACACUGCCGGGAAUUACUCGUGUCAGUACAAAAUCCAGACAGUCUGGUCAGAGCCCAGCAACACCCUGCAGCUGGUGGUGACAGGCCUCUAUGAGCCACCGUCCCUGUCAGCCCUGCCGGGCCCCAACGUGACGGCGGGCCAGAACGUGACCCUCCGCUGCCAGGCAGAGUUGUGGUUCAGCAGCGCAGCUCUGGCCAAGGACGGAGAAACGGUCGGCUUCGGCUCGGCCCUGCACACUGGCCCGGGCUCUCGGACCGACUUCCUCCUCGCUGCGGUGAGCGAUGCCCAACAGGGCACGUACCGCUGCUACAGCUUUCACCGAGCAGCCAGCGCGGAGUGGUCCUCCCCCAGCGCCCCCGUGGAGCUCCGGCUCACAGAACGGACAAAUGCAGACCCAGGACGAGACUUACAGUCAGGCUUCACCAGCCUCAAAGUGGGCAUCCUGGUGGGCGUCUCGGCCUUCCUGGUCCUGACCUUCCUCUUCCUCUCCCUCCGUCGUUGGUGCCCGUCCAGACUCGGGAAAGGGGGCAGAGACACGGAAGUCAAGACCGCCAGGAGACCUGACCCAGCCAGGACCACUCAGGGGGAGACCAUGUUUGCUGCUGUGAGUGAUGACAGACAGGCUGAGGAGGCCAGACAAGAGGACACUGCUCUCCAACGAGAAGGCCCUCAGGAAGUGACCUACGCCCAGCUGGACCACAAGAGCCUCAAGCGUGGGGCGGAGCCCCCUCCCCCAUCUGGGCCAGUGGAGCCCAGUGUCUAUGCUGUCCUCCCUCCAGUGAGCUCAGCCUGAGCCCAGGGGACCCCCGGAGGAAGCUGCAGGCUGGACUGUUGGCCCCAAAGCCUGGGGUUUCAUGUGCCUUCUCAAGGGAGACAGAAGGGCAGGAUGUGGCACAUAGCUUUGGGGUCUCUGGCCCAGGACUUGUGAGCCAAGCCUGGAGGACCCACCGUGAUGGGAAGAGGCCAGGCGGCCACCAGCCAGGAAGACCCACAGGUCCUGGCAGAUUAAACGUCCAUUUCUGAUAUCCAACUA